UGUUGGCGUGUUGUGGUCUCCGCAAGGCCUGCUAUCUCUGCUAGUCAGCUAGCUACUCUCAUCUCAUUCAACUUAUGAAUUUAGCUAUAUAUUAGUAACACAUAAUGGGGGGAAAGAACAAACAGCGAACGAAAGGAAACGUUAGGCCUUCUAGCAGUGGUCGAGCCGCCGAGCUGUUGGCCCGGGAGAGCGGUGUCGUACCGGGGUUCAUUGGCUUCGGCUCCACGGUCACGUCAGAGUUGGGUUAUGUCCCCGCAGUCCACGGAGUUGAGGAGAUAGACAGCCUAGUAGAUGCUGAUUUUCGUCUAGUCCUCAGGAAGAUGUCGAAGAGAGAUACGGUCACCAAGCUGAAGGCGAUCCAGGAGUUUGGUACUAUGUGUCAAGAGCGAGAUGCCGAGGAGGUGAAAGGUGUCCUCCCAUACUGGCCGAGGAUUUAUUGCAAGAUAUCAGUGGACCAUGAUCGGCGCGUGAGAGAGGCCACCCAACAGGCCUUCGAGCAAUUGGUCCUCAAAGUGCGGCGCAGCCUUGCCCCCUUCCUGAAGGGCCUAAUGGGCCACUGGCUGAUGGCCCAGUGUGACACCUAUGUUCCCGCAGCCUCAGCUGCCUGCCUGGCCUUCACUGCUGCUUUCCCUCCCAACAAACAGACAGAGGCUCUGAGUUUCUGCAGGGACGAGAUCCUCAAUGUGCUACAAGAUACUUUGCUAAAAGAAACGGCAGACACCUUGAGUGACCCAAAGAGUGUCCCAGAGGAGGAGAGGGAGACUAAGUUCAUCCGCAUGUUGACCAGCUCUCUCCUGGGAGUGAAGAAGCUGCUGCACCUGCUGCCGGACAGUGACCGGAACCUUCUGGAAGACAGACUGACGCAGCUCAUCAGCUCCGCCAAAUUCUGGAAGUACAGCAAACAUAAAACACCACAGGUCCGCGGGGCGUUGUCCGAGGUGGUGUCCGCUCUGUGUCAGUACACCCCUGGCCUGGUGCACAAGGAGGCUGCGCGGGCCUCGGCCGCCGUGCUGCUCAGCAUCGAUGACACUGACCCGGUGGUACUGCCCCCCCUUUGGGAGGCCGUCCUCCACGUGGUCACCACUAUCCCCGAUUGCUGGACACAUGUCAAUGCCCGGAAGGGCUUCUUACCAAAGCUCUGGGCUCUACUGAGGGCUGGCGGCGGGGGCAUGGCCAAAGCCCUUCACCCAAACCUGAUGCCCCUAGUCAGCAGACUGCCCGCGGAGGUCACACAACCAGCCCUAGACUUCUACACCACCUUCUUCACCUCGCUCAUCCAGGGUUUGUCUGCUGAGCGGGCUCUGACCAGCCCAACAGAGAGCGCUGCUAUCGUCACUGCCGUGGUGGAGUGCAUGAGGUUCAGCGUUAUGCAACACACAGAAGAAGGGGAAGAGCAGAGGAAAAUACAACAGAUGCUCAUUUCACAGCAGCUUCUGCCGCUAUUGGAAAGUGCUGUCGGGAACCCAUCCCUGCAGAAUGGCCCCCUCUUCCUCUUGGUUACGGAAAUGCUCAUUUCCUGGGAGAAGAGGGCGGGUCUUCAUGGUGGCGAUGGAUCCCAAGAAGGGGCGGAUAUAUAUCAAACUCUCCUGGGAGACUUUUGGGAGGGGAUUGGUCUUCUGCUGAUCGGGUUCGUUGACACCGAAGAAGCAGAUCCAAAGGCUCUUGAGGGCGUGGCCACCCUGCUGCAGGUGAUGCGUUACCCCGACAAGGUGACGGGACGGAAGCAGGGCCACAAGAAGAAAUCGGUCAAAAUCUGCCUCUCGGAGCCCGGGGACGCGGAUAGGAACGGGGCGGAGCGAGGCGGCAGGGACGAGCCGCCGGAGGGAGAGCCCCAGCAGAAGAGGCUGGUGGGGUCGCUGGAGAGCGAGCGCCUGGAGGCGGUGGUGUGCCAGCUGGCCCAGCUGUGUCUAGUGUACGUGAACGAGAAGCAGUCGGAGAGACACCUGGUCUUCCUCUCCCUCCUCCUGCGCUCCUUCCACACGCCCAGGGUCUUCGCCAUGCUGAUGGAGUGUGAAGAGGGUGAAGAACAGAGCCUCCCGGCGGUAGAUUUGAAAAACAUGGCGAUGCGUUUCCUGCUGGAGCGGGUGGUGGCGUGGCUGUCUGAAGAGGGGCGGAGCCAAAGUGACCACCUGGUGGACAUGAUCUUCAGCUCCCUGCACUGCUGCAGCCCCCAGGAGACCCCCCGCAUCCUAAACCACAUCACCAUGAUGAAUCUGCCCUGGGAAAUUCUCUUGCAUGUUAUACAAAAAGCGAAUGAAGGCCCUGAGACCCUCAAGAGCUGCCGUGAUUGGUUGAAAGGUUCAGUUUUGGGUGAGCGGCUCUUUGGAUUGGCCGAGGAGCUUUGCAACACAGGGCGAGGCCAUGCCACUUUGUCCUCCAAUGAAAACACCCACAGCUGGACUCUCAUCAGCCUGGUUCUGUCUCAGCAGCACAACAACGAGCCGCUGAUCGGGGAGGUGUACCUGGAGAAGAUCCUGGAGAAGCUGCACGCCACCCUGUCUGAGACCAAGGCUCAGGCCGACCAGGGCGGCAUGGAGCCCCUGAUCUGCUUCAUCUGUGACGUGGCCUCCACCUUCUACUCCUCUGUCACCGACUGCCUCCUCCUGGCCUCCGCUGAGGAGCUGCUGCUGACAGCCUUCCAGAUCACCGCCCAGGACCACAGCAAUACACACCUGUCUGUCUCUGUUUUAUCCAAGCUCAGGGCUGUGUGUGUGGCCGGGGUCCAGGCUCUGAUGCAGCACUCUGGGGACCAGCUCCAAGAGAGUGGCUUCCUGUGCAGCGCAGCAGUCUGGGUGAAGAGGCAGCUGCUCACGGCCUCUCUGGACGUCAAGAGUUUGCAGGUUUUGGUCUCUGCAGUAGAGAGCGUGGUAGAGAUCCUCACCACGGCUCGUAACCAGGACAACCCUCUCCUCCCCAACUUCCUCUCCCUCCUGACCCCAAGCCCACAAGAGUGGAUCUCCGUCAGACAGGCCUUGCCCCCUCAGUGGAUGAAGGGUCCUCUGCUGUCGGGUCGUCUCCGUAUGACCUGUGACUACCCCUCCAUGGAUGUGUGGAAGUCCACCUUGUCGUCCCAGGUGCCAGCUCACCUCUGUGCCUGCACCCUGCUGGGGAGAGUAAUCCAGAUGGCCGCCGUGUCUCCCACAGACCAGCAGAGGGCAGACUUGUCCUUAUACUCAGACCUUAAAUACACAGUGUCUGAGCUGCUGUAUGCAGUCCAGUGGUGCGUGGAGAUGGAUCUGAGCCUCCCCACGGUGUCCCAGCACCACAGCCUGCUGACAGACAGGGGCUCGUCGGGCUGCAGGACACUGGUCCCCGUCACGGACCUGCUGCAGACCCUGUACAGCAGGUCAGUUGCAGAAGGCGGUUUGUGGUCGUUAUGUCUGGAGACGUAUCUCCAGAUGGACGCCGUGGCAACCAGCAGUAUCGGCAACGUCAGGAAGCUCUAUGGAGACCCGGCAAGUUGGUUCCCGGUGUCUCGGGCCAAACUGAGCACGCUCCAGGUUCUGUGCCCCAUCAUGACCAGAGAGGAACGGAGGUCAGUCAGUUCCCAUGCCACGGCCGGCAUCAUCAACUGGCAAGAGAACGAUGAUGUGUGUGGCUGUCUGGGGGUGCUGCUGUGCUGUCUGAAGGAGAACAGCCCUGUCCAGGUGGAGGUCUUGCAGGCGGUCCUGGCCGCCAUGAUGGAGUGGAGGAACAGCCGGGAGGACUGGUUCCUCUUCAGCAGUGAUCUGUCCAAGGCGUCGGCAGACCAGUUGAUCCUGACCGUGGAAAUGAUGCGUUUCCUGUCCUGGCUGGUCUCCAGCUCCUCCUCUGCGCUCGGAGGAUGCCAGUGGGACUUCCUGCUGUGCUGCAUGCUCGCGUGGCUCGAGACGGCCUGUGAGAACGUGAGCGGCCUGGGGAGCCCCUGGGUGCAGCUGUUUGUGUGUGAGAACGCGUCGCUGAUCGUGGAGCUGAGCCGCUUCUUCGCGGCGCCCCCCGCCACCGCCGCCGACACUCUGCCCGCCGAACUGACGGCGGAAUGGACCGACUUCUUCAUCGAGGGGAUCUACAGCCUCCUGCUCCACCUGCCCGUCAAGAUCACAGACGCCUUCACUGAGCCGGAUGACCCUCUCUUCCCAUUGGCCGUGCUGCGGUCGGUUGGUGUGGCUCUAACCUACAUUCCAGUGCCGCAGCUGCUGAAGAACUCCCUGCCGGCAAACUUGAUAGCGGACCAAAAGACCAACCUUCCCGCACCUCUACAGACCCUUCUGAACACCCUGUGCCCCCUGCUGCUGUUCAAGGCCAGGCCACUGCAGAUCACCGUCUACCUCCUCCUGGAGAAGGUAAUGGGCCAGCUGCCAGAGUGUGACGGAGAGGGGGAGAGCAGCAAGACGGAGGAGGACGCUGAGGAGCCCAGCCUGUCUCCCCCAGAGUCUCUGAUGGCGGUGCUGUCGGCGUGUGAGGACCUGUGCGAGAGCGUGCUGGCGGGGGUCCAGGUUGGGGAGUUUGCGGUGGUGCAGCCCCUCAGUGUGGAGUACUCCUGUUUCCUUGGUUACCUACUGUCCUGGAAGCUACUCCUCUCCUUCUUCAAAGCCUCCCCAUCGCAACUGAGGGUCCAGUACUCCCUGUAUCUGAAGAGGAGCCACAGCCUCCACAAGCUCCUCAUCCACCUCUUCAAGAUGAUGCCUGAGAACCCAGCCUACCCGGGCCAGGGCGCCGACACCAAGGACACCAAGACCUUCUUCACAGAGAGCCUCUCUCUGGCCGUGGACAAGACGGCGGGCGUUGAGUGGGAGCUCCCCCACCUGGCGUGCGGCGUGUACUACAGCGCGGUGCAGGACCUGCCGGCCAUGGUGCGGCUGUGGUGGAACAGCCAGGAGAAGCGCGUCAGCACCGCGGUGGAGCGCUUCAGCACGCGCCACGUCAGCCCCGUGCUGUCGGCCCAGGAGAUCUCCUCGGUGCACGCCAGCACGCAGACCUUCGACAGCAUGACGGUGAAGGCGCGCUCGGCCGCGCGGGAGGUGAUCGCCACCUACUCGGUGGACGACAUCUUCAUCGAGCUGGUGAUCCAGCUGCCCCAGAACCACCCGCUGGGCUCCAUCACGGUGGAGAGCGGGCGCCGCGUCGGCGUGGCCGUGCAGCAGUGGAGGAACUGGAUGCUGCAGCUCAGCACCUACCUCACUCACCAGAACGGCAGCAUCAUGGAGGGCCUGGCUCUGUGGAAGAACAACGUGGACAAGAGGUUCGAGGGCGUGGAGGACUGCAUGAUCUGCUUCUCGGUCAUCCAUGGCUCUAACUACUCCCUGCCCAAGAAGGCCUGCCGCACCUGCAAGAAGAAGUUCCACUCGGCCUGCCUGUACAAGUGGUUCACCUCCAGCAACAAGUCCACCUGUCCGCUGUGCAGGGAAACAUUCUUCUAGCCCGCCAUCCACCGAGGUUUUUAAAAAACACCGACCCAGAUGUGCACUGGUGCGCGUGGCAUCGAGAGACGUGGGAGAGGAACCAGACAGAGACCGACCCGGUCUGAACCACAGCACCCCCACUUUCACUACAUUGUCGUCGUGAGCUGUUUGGCUAAAGGCUGUAAUCAACGUCUGAUAACAAUGUUGUGAUAAUAACGUAGCUCUCACGCGGGACGGCAGCAUUGACUGGCGGUUACUGCUGCCUUGGAGGUAAGGUGAGUACCUGAGGCCCUUUGCUUGGCUGCAACUGUGCCGCUUAACCUGCUUUUCUGAGGUACGGUUUCACGCAUCUGCCUUCAGGUAGCACUACAACGAUCUUGGUAUAACUAAAACUUACUUUAGCCUCAGCCGAGUCCUCGUUGAUUGACAUGUUGUGUUGUUCAUUCCUUCUGUAGUGAACUACGUGAGGAUAGAGCGUCACUGCUGAUCGUAUCGCUGUCGUACAAUCCCGUCAAUAUGGCCCCUUUGUGAUUCAAAUGUGUUGAAAACCAAAACAAUUGACUGGUAUUUUUGAACCGCAUAGAAAUAGAUUUUAAUUUGGAAAUUUGAUCUGACAAUGUGUAGCUUGUUAAUAGAAAAAUUUAUCAUUCAAAAAAGUUCCGCGGAAUUAGCUUUUAUGAUUAUUUCCUAAUAUUUAGGAGUGACUGUGGGUAAAACUUAUAAAGUAUAAGGCAGGAAUGAACAUGCUGUUUAUUUCAAUUCCUCAUCCAACACUUACUAAAUAUGAAAAUAUGUUCAAAUCUCGUAUUUGCUUGCAUUAUCGCUAAUCUUGUUUUUAAAAGAUGCUGAAAUGUAAAUAAACAGAUUGAAUCUUGUGAUUUGAAUAUUUUAUUAAUUUAUAGAUUUCCUUUUGGAGUUAAUAACGUGGCCAUACAACAAAAACAAUGAUUUUUUUUAUUCAUCUUGAUUCAUGUUUGCUUACAACAAAAACGAUACAUGCGUUGUACACUCGAUGGCUGCCUACACAGUAGCCUACUUGUAUUAAAAUGCAUACUAAUAUACUGUUUACUGGACGGUGCAGCAUCCAGACUGCAUAAACACUGAUGCAACGAACUGGCUCCCUGUAUCCACUAGAGAACCCAAUCCACACUUCUUUUGAACACACACGUUUGCCGCACUCCCUACCCUGCUGGGUGAAUGACGGCCUCAUGCCAGUAGAAUCAACUGACAGCCCAUUGCCACCCAAGGGACCGUCAGACAAUGGUCUUUAAAAAAGUAAAGUCAGACAGCUGCCCUCAAGUUGGGAUUUUUUGAAAGGCAAACAUUUAAGUGGAAUUUCUUAUUUUGUGUAUCUGCCAUGCUGGGUUUAAGUGUUGAUUAGUAACUUAUUUAAACUGUGCAGUAGGUCUACCUAUCUUCAUUAUUGGUUAUCUCACACACACACACCUACACAC
This is a messenger RNA of Gadus chalcogrammus (walleye pollock), 6835 nucleotides long. RefSeq names its product listerin E3 ubiquitin protein ligase 1 (gene ltn1). Gene Ontology annotation, cellular component: cytosol; RQC complex. Bases 105 to 5399 code for a protein of 1764 amino acids. Gene Ontology annotation, molecular function: ribosomal large subunit binding; zinc ion binding; ubiquitin protein ligase activity. The transcript is spliced from 32 exons. NCBI's taxonomy places the organism in Eukaryota, Metazoa, Chordata, Actinopteri, Gadiformes, Gadidae. The record is from RefSeq and is a predicted model, not a curated record. Gene Ontology annotation, biological process: rescue of stalled cytosolic ribosome; ribosome-associated ubiquitin-dependent protein catabolic process.